Molecule: messenger RNA, 2206 nt
Organism: Ziziphus jujuba (common jujube)
Lineage: Eukaryota; Viridiplantae; Streptophyta; Magnoliopsida; Rosales; Rhamnaceae
Product: serine hydroxymethyltransferase 3, chloroplastic
Exons: 13
Coding region: 364-1947 (527 amino acids)
Biological process (GO): tetrahydrofolate interconversion; L-serine catabolic process; folic acid metabolic process
Cellular component (GO): cytoplasm
Molecular function (GO): pyridoxal phosphate binding; glycine hydroxymethyltransferase activity; serine binding
Source: RefSeq, a predicted model, not a curated record
AAAAAAAAAAAAGAUUAAUUUCAGAAAUGAACCCUAAGCAGCCAUCUUUUCAUCUCGCUCUCAGCUAUCCCAUACACGUUCUCUCACGACAGCCCUCACAGUUCCUCCUCUUCCAUUCCCAACCCCUUUUCCUCAGCUUCCCCCAAUAGUUUUUCUUUCCUUGCGGGGCGUCUUGUGGUUCUUUCACUCUCUUCUCACAUUUUACCCUUUUCAUUUCCCAGACCAUCAAUCUUUUUUCCUUGAGGUUUUCAACUGCAACAACAGGAUUCAUCUUGGUUGGUUUUGUACAACUCUUCAAAAUUAACUGGCAUUUUUUUUUCCCCCUGAGCUGGAAGCUUGUGAAGAACAGUACUAGAAGGAAGGAUGCAGGCUUGUGGUGGAGCUGCAAUUAUGGAUUCCAUUCAGCAGCCCGUUUGGGCCAAGGGGAUAUCACCUUCCUUGAAAGGUUUUAGUAUUAGUGGAUUUCCACAGCAAAUAAAACUCAAUUCUAAACCUUGCAAAUUUUCAUACAUUGAAGGAAGCUUGGCUUCUGCGAGGCAACCUUCUUCUGCCUCUGUUCCUGUGCUUGAAAUUAGAGGUAAUGGAAGCUUUGUAGACCAUGGCUUAAGUGAGGCUGAUCCUGAAGUGUCUACAAUUAUUGGCAAGGAGAAGGAGCGGCAGUUUAAAAGCCUUGAGCUUAUUGCUUCAGAGAAUUUUACUUAUCGUGCAGUGAUGGAGGCAGUUGGCUCAUGUCUUACAAACAAGUACUCUGAAGGAUUACCGGGUAAAAGGUACUAUGGCGGCAAUGAAUACAUUGAUGAACUUGAAACACUCUGCCAGAAAAGGGCCUUGGAUGCAUUUCAUCUAGAUGAAAAGAAGUGGGGUGUUAAUGUUCAACCGUUAUCUGGUUCUCCUGCUAAUUUUGAGGUCUACACUGCAAUUCUUAAUCCACAUGACCGAAUAAUGGGUUUGGACUUGCCUCAUGGGGGACAUUUGUCUCAUGGGUUCAUGACUCCUAAAAGACGAGUAUCAGGCACAUCAAUCUAUUUUGAGUCCAUGCCAUAUCGACUUGACAUAUCAACAGGUCUUGUUGAUUAUGACAUGCUUGAGAAAACUGCCAAUCUCUUUCGCCCAAAACUCAUUAUUGCUGGUGCUAGUGCUUAUCCUCGGGAUUUUGACUAUCCUCGGAUGAGGAAGAUUGCUGAUGAAGUUGGUGCUUUUCUUCUGAUGGAUAUGGCCCAUAUAAGUGGACUUGUUGCUGCAUCUGUUGUUGCUGAUCCUUUUGAAUUCUGUGAUAUUGUGACAACAACUACUCACAAGUCUUUAAGGGGUCCAAGAGGUGGCAUGAUCUUCUUCAGGAAGGACCCUAUUCUUGGGGUUGAUUUAGAAUCUGCCAUUAACAAUGCUGUUUUUCCAGGUUUGCAGGGUGGUCCUCAUAAUCACACUAUCGGGGGACUUGCGGUUUGCUUGAAGUAUGCGCAGUCGCCAGAAUUUAAGGCUUAUCAAAACAAGGUGGUUUCUAAUUGUAGGGCUCUUGCAAACCGAUUAAUUGAACUGGGAUAUAAGCUGGUUUCUGGUGGAAGUGAUAACCACUUGGUUCUUGUGGAUCUGAGGCCUUUGGGUAUCGAUGGUGCUCGAGUGGAGAAAAUUCUUGACUUGGCAUAUAUAACCCUCAACAAGAAUUCAGUACCUGGUGAUAAGAGUGCCCUAGUACCAGGUGGUAUACGCAUAGGUUCCCCUGCAUUGACAACUAGAGGAUUCACUGAGAAAGAAUUCAUAUUGGUUGCUGACUUAAUUCAUGAGGGCGUGCAGAUAGCUCUUGAUGCUAAGCGGUCAGUCUCAGGCUCAAAGCUCCAAGAUUUCAUGAAGUUUGUUACUUCCCAUGACUUCUCUUUAAUAGAUCGAGUGUCUGAUCUGCGUGCAAGAGUUGAAGCUCUGACAACCCAGUUCCCAAUGCCUGGAGUAUGAUUCUCAAAUGGUUUUACAUUCUGAGGGUGGAGAUGCCCAUAAUAAUCUUUUCAUGAUAAUGGCGAGUAGAGUUGUGUUAUAACAGUUUUGGAAUCUGGGAUUGAAUAAAGAAUCCCAUACCUUUCGUUCUUUACUGAAGAAUAGCUUAACAUGAGGGGUGUCAUAAGAAAAAAGAAAAAAUUGUUUUACAGUAUAAGCUACCUUAAAUUUUGUUUCAUAUGCAAUCACUUAUCAAUUAUAUACCUGAGAAAUUACUAUU